AUGGUUCUGAAACCACCUAUCUCCGCCUUGGCUCCACUAAUACAGCGCUCCCUUGGGCCGUUUAAAUCUCCUGCAGUUGCUCCUGGCACUGCCCAAGCUGCAUCAGCCUGGCUGAGACAUCUAGCUAGCUGCAAUUAUUGGUUGCUGAUUCAAGAAACUGAUAGGCCUGACAAUGAUUUUGUGACAACUGUUGACUGCUUACUACCUGGCAUUGAUAGUAACUUCAUUCUUGCAAAUGCUCAGGUGGCUAAGGGAUUCCCUAUUGUUUACUGCUCAGAUGGCUUCUGUGAGCUGGCUGGAUUUGCACGAACUGAAGUCAUGCAGAAGAGCUGCAGCUGUAAAUUUUUACUUGGUGCUGAGACAAAUGAGCAGAUGAUUCUUCAAAUUGAGAAAUCAUUGGAGGAAAAGGUGGAAUUCAAGGGAGAAAUCAUGUUCUAUAAGAAGAACGGGUCUUCAUUCUGGUGCCUACUGGAUAUUGUUCCUAUAAAGAAUGAAAAAGGAGAUGUAGUACUCUUUCUGGCUUCUUUCAAAGAUAUAACAGACACAAAAGUGAAGAUCGCUGCAGAAGACAAAAAGGAAGAAAAAUGGAAAGGAAGAGGAAGAGCAGGGUCACAUUUUGAGUCAGCACGAAGACGGAGUAGAGCUGUCCUUUAUCAUAUCUCUGGGCAUCUACAAAGAAGAGAGAAGAACAAAUUAAAAAUUAAUAAUAAUGUUUUUGUAGAUAAACCAGCAUUUCCAGAAUACAAAGUUUCAGAUGCAAAAAAAUCCAAAUUCAUAUUGUUGCAUUUUAGCACUUUUAAAGCUGGCUGGGACUGGCUGAUUUUACUGGCAACGUUUUAUGUUGCUGUGACUGUACCUUACAAUGUUUGCUUUAUUGGCCAUGAUGAGCUGUCUACAACUCGAAGCACAACUGUCAGUGAUAUUGCGGUGGAAAUUCUUUUUAUCAUUGAUAUUAUUUUAAAUUUUCGAACAACAUAUGUCAGCAAGUCUGGCCAAGUUAUAUUUGAAGCAAGAUCUAUUUGUAUCCACUACGUGACUACCUGGUUUAUCAUUGAUUUAAUUGCUGCACUUCCUUUUGAUCUUCUUUAUGCUUUCAACGUCACUGUGGUUUCCCUUGUCCACCUCCUAAAGACUGUGCGAUUGCUACGCCUCUUGCGUCUCCUUCAGAAGUUGGAUCGUUACUCCCAGCACAGCACAAUUGUCCUCACGCUUCUCAUGUCCAUGUUUGCCUUGCUUGCUCACUGGAUGGCCUGCAUUUGGUAUGUCAUAGGGAAAAGGGAGAUGGAACAGAAUAACCCCCUUACCUGGGACAUAGGGUGGCUUCAUGAGCUAGGAAAACGUAUUGAGUCUCCUUACUAUGAGAAUAAUACACUAGGAGGCCCAUCAAUCAGAAGUGCCUAUAUAGCUGCCCUAUAUUUCACCCUCAGCAGCCUCACCAGUGUUGGGUUUGGAAAUGUUUCAGCCAAUACCGAUGCUGAAAAGAUUUUCUCCAUUUGCACAAUGCUGAUUGGGGCUCUGAUGCAUGCCUUGGUGUUUGGCAAUGUGACUGCCAUAAUUCAGAGGAUGUACUCCAGAUGGUCCCUUUAUCACACAAGAACCAAGGAUCUAAAGGACUUUAUACGGGUCCAUCACCUGCCACAGCAGCUAAAGCAAAGGAUGCUUGAAUAUUUCCAAACCACAUGGUCUGUCAAUAAUGGAAUUGAUUCCAAUGAGCUUUUAAAAGACUUCCCGGAUGAGCUGCGUUCAGACAUCACCAUGCACUUGAACAAGGAGAUUUUGCAGCUCUCCCUUUUUGAGUGUGCCAGCCGCGGUUGCCUCAGGUCUCUGUCUCUGCAUAUCAAAACCUCCUUCUGUGCUCCUGGGGAAUACCUCCUCCGGCAGGGAGACGCCCUGCAAGCGAUCUACUUUGUGUGCUCAGGUUCCAUGGAAGUCCUGAAGGACAGCACGGUGCUGGCAAUUCUUGGUAAAGGAGAUUUAAUUGGAGCAAACCUAUCCAUUAGGGAUCAAGUUAUUAAAACAAAUGCAGAUGUUAAAGCUCUAACGUACUGUGACCUCCAAUGCAUUAUCCUCAAAGGUCUCUUUGAAGUGCUCGAUCUUUACCCAGAGUAUGCUCACAAGUUUGUUGAAGACAUACAGCAUGACCUCACAUACAACCUAAGAGAAGGCCAUGAAAGUGAUGUAAUAUCAAAAUUAUCAAACAAGUCUACGCUAUCUCAGACAGAGCUCAAGGGAAAUGGAAAUAUAAAGAAGAGACUCCCUUCAAUUGUGGAAGAUGAAGAUGAGGAUGAGGAGGGAGAGGAAGAGAGCAGCUCCCUUUCACCAAUCCAUACAAGAAGCACAAAUUCCUCUCAGCAGAAGAAGGCUGGAAGCAAUAAAAGCUACCUAGGGAGAAACUUGAAGCAGUUGGCCUCAGGAACGGUGCCCUUUCAUUCGCCCAUCCGUGCUUGCACUUCAAACCCCUCCAGAACCAAACAUGAAACAGAGCUCCAUUACUACUCCAGAAGGAAGGAGAAAAACCUUAAGUUACACCUUUCAGCACUGACCACCAGUGGUCCACCUGACCUGAGCCCAAGAAUUGUUGAUGGGAUUGAAGAUGGAAACCAUAAUGAGGAAAGCCAAACCUUUGACUUCAGCUCUGAUCAGCUCAGGCAGGAAUCCAGGUUAUCUCCUACAAUUGGAGAGGCUGAAAUUGGUGCUGCUGUGCUUGUUAUCAAAGCAGAAGAGACCAAGCAGCAGAUCAGCAGGCUUAAUAAUGAGGUAACAACUUUAACCCAAGAAGUCUCACAAUUAAGUAAGGAUAUGAAGAACGUGAUGCACCUUCUGGAGAACCUGCUUACAUCCCAGAAACCUCCAGGGAUCUGUGCUGUGCACAGCAUAUCUCGAAGCCCUACCCUGGAAAGCCUGCAGUCUCGAAUGGUUUGGACUACGCAUCAACCUUGCACACACAUGCAAGCUGGGAACUUUACUUGCACCAAAGCACAAUUUUGCCGUGGCAACACGUUAUGUGACAUUUGGAAUACAGAUCUGUCCUCUGUUGGCAGCAGUCCCCAAAGAACUGAACCCAACCUGCAAAAUUCUAUGGACAGUGAAUUUUAUUAUACACCAGGCCUUCACAAUUCCCCCUCCCAGUAUCAGGUAAUUCAGAAAGACAGUUUGCAAUUUUUAAGAUGCACCUCUCCCCAUUCAGACACUACCUUGACUCCUCUUCAGUCUAUUUCAGCAACUCUUUCUUCUUCAGUGUGCUCUUCAUCAGAGACAUCGUUGCAUCUCGUGCUCCCCAGCAGAUCUGAGGAAGGUAGCUUUAGCCAAGGAGCAAUCAGCUCACUAAGCCUUGAGAACCUGCCAGGAUCAUGGGACCUAGAAGGAACAGCUGGAGUAGUAUCUGCACAGACCCCAGAUUUCCCAGUAGACAUUGUGACAAGCACAAGGGAUGUUAAAGAAAAAGAUUACCAAGCCAUAGACGUAUAAUGAGAACCGGCAAAGUGGUACUCGAAGCAUGUUCCACAGCUGCCAGUUUUAAAUGUAGAGAAUAUGGCGAGACUGCUUUAUUUGACCUUUUCUCUGGCAAUCACGGAGACUUACAAAAUGAAAUGAGACUUACAAAAAUGAAAAUUCAGAUUUAUAGAAAGUAAGAAAAGGUAUUGCCAGUUCAUACUACAGGAAAAAAAGAUUUCUAGAUUCUAGAAGCAUGUUGAAAAGCAUCUUGUAUACAGAUAUAACUUACUGGUCUGUUUGGCAGACUUUUGUGAUAGUCCAAAGACCCUGAGGGUCAGAGCAGCUGGAAGUCUAGGACAAAAGAACUGUCAUGGGUGGCUUUUGUUCAUCGAAGCAAAGGUUUUCGCUGAGUGUCUGACUGUUGUUCCCAAACAAUAUCUAUGGCACUGUUUGCUUCAGGUGAUCGUGGGUCCUGCUGGUCUGUUUGUCAGUUCUGUGAAGGCUGAGAGACAAUUAUUGCUGCAUGUCAUCUAGACAAUCAACCAAAUAGAGCUGGUAGAGAGUGGUUAGUUGUUGCACGUUAUUUGUCAUGUAAAUGAAACCUCUUAAUUUAUCUAAAAACACUAUUUUUAUAUACUUGGUAUGAAACAUGUACUUUAAAAUUAUUUAAAAUAUUUAUAAGGAAAAUAGGAGUUUGUUUUCAUUUUGGUAAAGGCUUGCAGUUUUAACAAGAAAUGCACUACCAUCAUGUAUUAGAUCAAAUACUCUUUAUUGUUAAAAUAUUAUGUAGUUUACAAAUGGAUUCUCUUUUACGUGCAUGCAAUUCACAAUGAAUGUAUUCAUGCUGAUGGAAUACAAAUAAAUUAAGGAAUUAUUUUAUUUAAAAAAAUAAAAUAGCUGGAAUGUUGUAUCCUAUACUAAGUCAGCUAUCACUACUUAAAAUGUGAAUUGUUAUACUGAUAACAUUAAGUAUCCUUGGUUCGUGUCUUAGUAUUGCAGUAUUAUUGACAAGACCAAGUCAACAUUUUAUUACGCAUCCUUGUUUUCGGAUUUUAUGUAUGGAGAAUAAAAAUAAGAGGGAUGAAAAACAUUGCGUAAAUUGAGGAAUAUUAAAGGAGAAACUUACAAUGGUUUAAUCAAAGACAAAGGACAAAAUUUAGAAGCGUUACUGAUUUGAUGAUUUUUACUUACAUACGUAAAAACUAGCUUUGAACAGCCAAAAAGAAAAGAGACUAUAGGUUUGUAAAUUUUUUUAAGCCAGAAUGUGAUUUAAUGCCCAAAGAAAAUUUGAAGGUUUUUUUCAGUAACUAAUGCUUUAGGAACUAAUAUUGCUACAGUGCAAGUAGAGCUAGUGCUUUGUAUUGGAAAUUUGAUUUUUAUAUAUAAAGGUGCGCAGCAUGCAUCCCAUUUGCAUGCUCUGUAGCAAGCUUUCUAAAAAAACAUGUUUACUACCCAAAAUAAAUAUACUAAAAUGGAGAAGUAAAUUAAGUUUCAUUUAAUAAUUAACACAAACUGGUGAUUGUUAUCAAAUUAAAAUUUUUACAGAGCACAGAUUUAUGUUUAACUUCUUUAAGAGGGUUUUUUUUUCUGAAAACUUCAAAGACUAAGUUUAUUGUUAACAUUUGGAUGGGCACUGGAACAUAAAUCACAGCUGAUACUCUGUGCCUGAUUUACAUCCUUUCACAUCCUUGUUCCCACCGGUAUAAAUUAAGGACAAAGUGUCAUCUCCUAUUUUGAGCUGCCUGAAUUUUGUCAGUGUAUAUACACUUCAAGAUGUGUGUUUAUAUAUAGGGUUUCUUAUUUUCCCUCUAUUUCAGUUUUUAUUUAGUUUAAGGUUAAAUAGAGAAAUGCUGAUUAAAUAAGGCAUGUUUCAGAAAUACAAAAAAUUAAUAACAAUUACUAGCAAAUAUAGCUCUACAGUAUUUCUGCAAACAAUCCUGGCUCACAUUUACCGAUCUGCCAUCGCCCCCACCACCACAGGGCAGGGCAGGAGGAUGGGUCUGGGGGAGGCUGCCUGCUCCCCACGCUCAGGGCAGGGGCAUGCUGGCAGAGCCCCCCUUGCCAGAAACCAGGAGCUGCGUAACAUGGGGCAGCAGGGACGAGCUCCAGGCAGAGGAGCCAGAAGCUCGGUGGCAAUGCGGCGCUGCCUCGCCUCGGCAGCAGCCAGCACACCGUAUAGCCGUGCCCCUCUCCUGUCCUCGUCAGAGAGUGUGGGUGCUGGUUCCUUGGGUUGCACGGGCACAUGCAGCACAGCUGUCCGCAAAUCCAGAUCCUUCGCUGCCACCUUCUUCAUGCCACACAAGGUAACCUGUUCUCAAACUAUUUCAUUAAUAAAAUAUACAGGUUAAUCCAAGCUCACCAUAUCCCAGCCAUGCACGACCAUAUCCCCAGUUUGUACAACUGGGGCUGUAUCAAACAUACUAAUUGUUUACCACGCUUAAUUCUGAAUAUCAUUUAAUAAUUUCCAUUACAUAUAUAAAUUGGGAGCAGUGUUUGCUUUCUCAUUUGAUAAGCAAUACACAAAUCGUUAUGUAUAUGCUUUAAAGUUUUGGCAUUGUUUUUUUUUUCCUAGUAUAAACGCUGGUGUUGUGAGAUUAAAACUGGAUGUUUUGUUCUCAAGUUUUUUUGUUAGUUUUAUAUAAAAGUGUAAAGAGGGCAGCAGAAACAAAAAGCUGCUUUCCAUAAAUAGCCAUAGCUUUACUGUUGUACAUUUAAUUCUCGAAUAAAUAAAAAAAAAAAGUGGGGUAAUUGAGAAGAAAUAGCACCAGAAAACCUGUCCUAACUAGUUCCUUGUUUCUGCAAGUGCCAGAUAAAUCCUACACAAAGU
Molecule: messenger RNA, 6262 nt
Organism: Phalacrocorax carbo (great cormorant)
Lineage: Eukaryota; Metazoa; Chordata; Aves; Suliformes; Phalacrocoracidae
Source: RefSeq, a predicted model, not a curated record